CUCCCCUUUUCUCAAGUCCCCAACCCACCCCAUUAAAUAUGCACACCCGCUAGCUACUACUAUUUAUCUACAUUUCUAUCUCCCAUUUUCACUUUCUCGAGAAAAGAAAAGAAAAUAAAAGAUCAGUGACAAGAAAAACACAACACAGCUGUUUUUUUCUCUCUCUAAACGCAGUGUCUUUCCAAGUAUAGAAUAAAGUGCCAGGGUCAGAGAAAUAGGAGAAAAAAGGCCAUUGCUUUGUGAAGCCACAACAGAGGAGGUUGGUUUUUGGUCAUGGGUUUGAAACUUGUAAUGUAUAAGGUGUUGGUGGUGGUGCUGGUGUUAUUGUGUUCAUGGGUUUCUGGUGGCACAGCCUCUGUUUCAUAUGACAGUAAGGCCAUCAUUGUUAAUGGGCAAAGGAGGAUCCUUAUUUCUGGAUCCAUUCACUACCCAAGAAGCACUCCUGAGAUGUGGCCGGAUCUUAUUCAGAAGGCAAAGGAAGGAGGUUUGGAUGUUAUACAGACCUAUGUUUUCUGGAAUGGGCAUGAACCUCAACCUGGCAAAUACUAUUUUGGGGGAAGGUAUGACCUGGUUAAGUUUAUAAGCCUGGUGAAGCAAGCAGGUCUAUAUGUUCAUCUCAGGAUUGGACCCUAUGCUUGUGCUGAAUGGAACUUUGGGGGUUUCCCUGUUUGGCUCAAAUAUGUUCCAGGUAUCAGUUUCAGAACAGAUAAUGGCCCUUUUAAGGCUGCAAUGCAAAAAUUUACCACAAAGAUUGUGAAUAUGAUGAAAGUGAACAAGUUGUACGAAUCUCAGGGUGGUCCAAUAAUUCUAUCACAGAUUGAGAAUGAGUAUGGACCCAUGGAGUAUGAACUUGGUGCUCCUGGUCGAGCUUAUUCGAAAUGGGCAGCUCAAAUGGCUGUGGGUCUUCGCACCGGAGUCCCAUGGGUCAUGUGCAAGCAAGAUGAUGCCCCUGACCCCAUUAUAAAUACUUGCAAUGGUUUCUACUGUGACUACUUCUCUCCAAAUAAGGCUUAUAAACCAAAGAUAUGGACUGAAGCUUGGACUGGCUGGUUUACCGAGUUUGGAGGUCCAGUUCCUUCUCGUCCAGCUGAAGAUUUGGCGUUUUCAGUUGCGAGGUUUAUACAGAAGGGCGGGUCUUUCAUUAAUUAUUAUAUGUAUCAUGGAGGGACAAACUUCGGCAGGACAGCUGGUGGCCCUUUUAUUACCACUAGCUAUGAUUAUGAUGCUCCUCUUGACGAAUUCGGGCUACUACGACAACCUAAAUGGGGCCAUUUGAAAGAUCUGCAUAGAGCAAUAAAGCUGUGUGAGCCAGCGCUAGUAUCUGGAGAUUCCACUGUGACGCCUCUUGGAAACUAUCAAGAGGCUCAUGUUUUUAAAUCAAAGUCUGGAGCUUGUGCUGCAUUCCUUGCAAACUACAACUCGCAUUCCUUUGCAAAAGUGGCUUUCCGGAAUAUGCAUUACAACCUGCCUCCUUGGUCUAUCAGCAUUCUUCCAGACUGCAAGAACACAGUUUAUAACACAGCAAGGGUUGGCGCUCAAAGUGCACAAAUGAAGAUGAGUCCUGUUCGUGGAGGAUUCUCUUGGCAGUCAUACAAUGAAGAGACAGCCUCUUACGAUGAAAAUUCAUUUACAAUGGUUGGGUUAUUGGAGCAGAUAAAUACCACCAGAGAUGCCUCUGAUUAUUUGUGGUACACGACAGAUGUCAAGAUUGACCGUAACGAAGGAUUUCUGAAGAGUGGGAAGUGGCCUGUACUUUCAGUUUUAUCUGCUGGCCAUGCUUUGCAUGUUUUCAUCAAUGGUCAACUGUCAGGAACUAUUUAUGGAAGUUUAGAAUACCCAAAACUAACAUUUAGUAAGGGUGUGAAUCUGCGAGCUGGUUUUAACAAGAUUACACUGCUAAGCAUUGCUCUGGGUCUACCGAAUAUUGGUCCACAUUUUGAAACAUGGAAUGCUGGUGUUCUUGGCCCUGUCUCACUGUACGGUCUCAAUGAGGGGAAGAGAGACUUGUCAUGGCAGAAAUGGACUUACAAGAUUGGUCUAAAAGGAGAAGCUCUGGGUCUUCAUUCACUCAGUGGGAGUUCUUCUGUUGAGUGGAUCGAAGGAUUGUCGGUGGCUCAAAAACAGCCACUGACAUGGUACAAGACUACUUUCAAUGCUCCAGCCGGAAAUGAACCUUUGGCUCUAGAUAUGAAUAGCAUGGGUAAAGGUCAGGUAUGGAUAAAUGGUGAAAGCAUCGGACGCUACUGGCCUGGCUACAAAGCAUCUGGUAGUUGUGGUGCAUGUAGUUAUGCCGGUUAUUUUAGUGAGAAGAAAUGCCUUAGCAAUUGUGGGGAGGCGUCUCAAAGAUGGUAUCACGUUCCUCGUUCCUGGCUUAAUCCGACGGGGAAUUUAUUGGUUGUGUUUGAAGAAUGGGGUGGAAAUCCAUCUGGUAUUUCCUUGGUGAAGAGAGAGGUACAAAGUGUAUGUGCUGAUAUUUAUGAGUGGCAGCCAACUCUUGUGAAUUGGCAGUUGCAGUCCUCUGGUAAAGUCAAUAAACCCCUGAGGCCUAAAGCCCACCUUUGGUGUGCCCCUGGUCAGAAAAUUUCAUCAAUUAAAUUUGCUAGUUUUGGAACACCAGAAGGGGUUUGUGGAAGCUACCGAGAGGGAAGCUGUCACGCCCAUCACUCCUAUGAUGCAUUUUACAAGUACUGCAUCGGGCAGCAGUCAUGCUCAGUAACUGUAGCACCUGCGAUGUUUGGAGGAGAUCCAUGUCCAAGUGUCAUGAAGAAACUCUCUGUAGAAGCCAUUUGCGGCUGAUGAUGCAGAGCAUUUGAUGACAAUGAACUUAUUUUUACACUUAAGUACAAAUUUUCGGAGAUCUUUUACAUUUUUAGCAAAUUUUAACACGUUCAAGAUCACCGCGACGAUUGGUUUUGGCUUUUGCUAGAGUGAAGGUUGUAGAAAUUUACAACACAACAUUUGGUGCAAAGCCCACAAAGAUUGUGAAGAUGAUUGUUGGAGAAGUAUUUAUGUAUAGAAACUAGCUGCUGUCUUCCAGAUCUUGGCCUGCGCAUAUCAGAAAAAGUUUGGAGGCACAGGGGGUUACUGGCACAUUGGGACCGACAAGCGAGUCCAUGUGCCUAAUCAUAGAACAUAUAAGCUCUUGGUUUUUAGUGAUUUUAAAAUGUUAUUUUCAGUGUAAAUCCCUCUCUUGGAAGCAAUUGAUUCGUCGCUUUGUCCUUGUAAGAAGGCUUUGAAAUUGGUGAUAAUUAUAUCAAGCUUAUGAAAUAUUGUCUUGGUUUA
Molecule: messenger RNA, 3282 nt
Organism: Cornus florida
Lineage: Eukaryota; Viridiplantae; Streptophyta; Magnoliopsida; Cornales; Cornaceae
Product: beta-galactosidase 1
Exons: 19
Coding region: 274-2796 (840 amino acids)
Biological process (GO): carbohydrate metabolic process
Cellular component (GO): vacuole; cell wall
Molecular function (GO): carbohydrate binding; beta-galactosidase activity
Source: RefSeq, a predicted model, not a curated record